UCGCCUCUCCAGCUCCUCCUCUUAAAUCCCAUAAUAAUAUGGAGUUUCCAACCGCCAUGCUCCUACAGCCAGACAAGUGACAGCACCUGUCAACAUGAAACUCUCCUGACCGACACAAGCUGCGACGAUGGCUUCCCAAGGAUUUUCAUUUCCUCCGCCGCCACCACCACCACCGCCACCACCACCGACCCAACAGCAACAGCAAGGACCCGGCUAUCCGAAUAAUGCAACAGCCUACGGGCAUCAAAAUGCCUAUUCGCAGCGCGGUAGUCGUGGGUCGGGGAACUAUAAUCGAGGGCGUGGUCGCGGCGGUAUGAACCGAGGAGGAGGCCGUGGAGGUGGCUAUCUGAACAAUACCCAUUAUCGAAACCAACAACAAGGUGUCAGUGUCAGUGCCAGUGCUUAUGGCGGAUACCCCCAUGGACCGUCUGUUACGGGCCAGCAACAGAACCCUGUGGCAGCGCAAAACUAUUAUUCGAACCCAUCACUCGCGCAAUCGAGAUCGUAUCCGGCCGUCGCUCAGUCGUAUCCUCACACUGCGGGCUCAACGUACUCGCACACGAAUUACGAUGCCGGGUACCGAAAUACGCAUGAUGUACAUGGUAACACGCCAACGCCAUCGCAGCAAACAGGCUACGGUAGUAAUAUACCCUCGCAGUCACCCUCUUCAGCGCCGCGAGGACUCGCCGGGGCAGGGCCGGUGAUGGCACCGCCGAUGCGUUGGGGGUACGAUAGUACUGGAACUGGAGGGUUCUAUCCUGGUGCUACUAAUGAAACUACCUACAAUGCGUCGCCAUAUCAAAGCUCUGCGCCCGGCAAUGCAGGCGGCGGUUACAGAAUGACCGGACAUAAACGGCCGUUUUCGUCUGCUUUUGAAAAGCCAAUGUCAAGCGUCCCGCGCGCACCAGCGCCGCCUGCUGUACCCAGCUUUGGAGUUCCUCUACCGGCAAAACCGCCGCAGCCAGCCGAUGCGGUGAAGAAAGUUCCUAAGAAGAAGAAGCGCAAAUUCAACCAGCUUGGCCUCACCCCUAAGACAGAAGAGCAUGAGUCUAGUGCGGAGGAAGACGAUGUGGAUGAAGAAGCUCGCUUCGCCUCGGCUAGCGGUUUGUCAGGAACUCUUCAGUUUACAUUCCGAGGGCGUACGUCGACAUUGGAGACGACGGCAGAUCUUCAGUCCUGGAUUGAAGAACGCAAGAAACGCUUCCCAACUCAAGCGCGGGUCGACGAAAAGAAGAAAGCUCAAGAGGAAGCUCGGAAACAGAGAGAGCAACAGCGCGAGGAGGCGCGUCGAAAACAGCAAGAAGCGAGGUUGAAAAAGGAACAAGCGAAAAGGGAUCAGGGAGAGCAGGGUAUAGAUCCGGUAGAUGCAGCUAACAAGGCUAAGUUGAGGGCAGAAAAGCUGCGCAAAAAAUUGAUGAAGGAAGAGAAACGCUUGCAAAAGGCAGAGGCAGUGGCAGAGCGGGCGCGGCUCAUGGCAGAGGCGUCACAGCAGAAACCGAAAUCAGAGGCUGAUGGUACACAGACUUCAGAAAGUCAGAGUAGAGUUGAAUUGUUGCAGGAAAAUGCAAACGCUGUUGAUAUCACAUCACCGACGGAACCUAUUAGAGAAGUCAUUUCCAGUGAAUCAGAUAUUUCAUCUGAUGACGACAGUGAAAACGACGAAGAGGAUGCACCAGAAGAAGCAUCAUCUCGUCGUGAUGGCCCCGAACGAGUCCCUCCUCCGCCACGGGAUGGUAGCACGAAGCGGAAGAAACUAUGCCACAAUUUCCAACGCAGAGGACGCUGUCCACGAGGCGACCAAUGCCGGUUCUCACACGAGCUCCCAGAAACAGCCAACAAGUCGCGAUCUGAUGCGACCAAGGCUGGUGGAACGCGGCAGCCUGCUAGGAGAGGGCUCUUUCAAAUGCUCGUCAACCAGGAGAUGGAAGCAAGAGACCGCCAGGUGAUGCAGGCCAUUUCCUGGCUCGGGUCACAGGGGCUUCUCGAAGACCUACCACCAGGCCAGCAAGCUGCUGCCGGCAAUUCCGUAGGUGCGAUUUGACUGCUGUCCAGCUGUCUUUUCAGUUGGUGUACUUUAUAUAGACAUCUCAUCAUUGCAUCAUUUGCAUCAUAUGCACUAUGCAUAUCUGCAUCUAUAGAUAUCUUUGUCCUCCAAUAUCAAUUGAUACAUGUAUAUGUAAAUAAUUAUAAUAACUAUUCUUAUAGCAAGCCAAGCAUUGACUAGUGUGGACCAUUGUGGAGUCACUAAUUAUAGAUUGCGCGUCCAUCUCGUUCUACACUAAGCACUUUAAUCAAGACUCCAGUCCAGUAUCUUAACAAAUAACAAGAAUAUCAAAUCAAAUAUCAACUAUCAAUAUGAAAACUUUUCAAGCAAAGCACUUUGAGG
This is a messenger RNA of Talaromyces proteolyticus, 2386 nucleotides long. RefSeq lists its product as uncharacterized. The record is from RefSeq and is a predicted model, not a curated record. Gene Ontology annotation, molecular function: metal ion binding; RNA binding. Gene Ontology annotation, cellular component: nucleus. Gene Ontology annotation, biological process: box C/D snoRNP assembly. The transcript is spliced from 2 exons. NCBI's taxonomy places the organism in Eukaryota, Fungi, Ascomycota, Eurotiomycetes, Eurotiales, Trichocomaceae. The coding region runs from base 128 to 2041 and encodes 637 amino acids.